UUUAGUUAUAUGUCUGACGUCGGCUUAUAACUUACGUGUUAUGUUUAUCGUUUUAUUUAUAAAACCAUCUAUUCCGCCAAAUUAAAAUGAAAAUUCUAUACAUUUUAUUUAUUUUGUGGCAUAUUGCUUACUGUGAUGAGCAUACACAUACAUAUAAGGAUGGAGAACAAGUGGUACUAUGGAUGAACACCGUAGGCCCAUACCACAAUCGCCAAGAAACGUACGCAUAUUUUUCCCUUCCUUUCUGUGCGGGCACAAAAGUAACCAUUGGUCAUUACCAUGAGACAUUAUCAGAAGCUCUUCAAGGCGUUGAAUUAGAACUUAGUGGCUUAGACAUUACCUUCAAAGAUAAUGUACCAGCGCAACAAUUUUGUGCUAUUGAACUCGAUGAACAGUCCUUUAAAGCAUUGGUGUAUGCCGUUAAAAAUCACUACUGGUACCAAAUGUAUGUCGAUGACCUUCCAAUAUGGGGUAUUGUUGGAGAAAUAGAUGGUGAUAAUCACUACAUUUGGACCCACAAAAAAUUCGAUAUUGGAUAUAAUGGAAAUAGGAUUGUGGAAGUGAACCUCACAGCCGAAAAUAAAGAACGACUAGUGCUUAAUGCAAAAAUUCCUUUCACUUAUGAAGUUAAUUGGAAGAAGAGCAACAUUAGAUUUGAAGACAGGUUUGAUAAAUAUCUAGAUCCUAACUUUUUUCAACACAGGAUUCAUUGGUUUAGUAUCUUCAACAGUUUUAUGAUGGUUAUAUUUUUAGUAGGUCUUGUAUCAAUGAUUCUUAUGAGAACACUGCGUAAAGAUUAUGCAAGGUACUCAAAAGAUGAUGAUCUUGAUGACUUAGAAAAAGAUUUAGGUGAUGAGUAUGGUUGGAAGCAGGUGCACGGGGAUGUGUUUAGGCCUGUUCCACAUUUGGCCUUAUUUUCUGCCCUUGUAGGAGUUGGACAUCAGCUUACUGUAGUGACAUUAGCUGUUAUUAUUUUUACUAUUUUUGGGGAGCUCUAUACUGAAAGAGGUUCUUUGCUAUCAACGGCUAUUUUCAUAUAUGCUGCUACUUCCCCUAUCAAUGGCUACUUUGGUGGGUCUUUGUAUGCUAGAAUGGGUGGAAGAUUAUGGAUCAAACAGAUGCUCCUCUCUGCAUUUUUGUUACCUGUACUAGUAUGUGGUACAGCUUUCUUUAUAAAUUUCAUUGCUAUGUACUACCAUGCAUCGAGAGCCAUACCUUUUGGUAGCAUGAUUGCAGUAAUGUCAAUUUGCACUUUUGUGAUCUUACCUCUCACCUUAGUUGGAACAGUCCUUGGACGUAAUCUGGCAGGUCAGCCUGACUAUCCUUGCCGCAUCAAUGCUGUCCCUAGACCUAUUCCAGAAAAAAAAUGGUUUAUGGAACCUUUUAUAAUAAUCAUAAUGGGUGGUAUUUUACCCUUUGGUUCCAUAUUCAUUGAGAUGUACUUUAUCUUCACAUCAUUUUGGGCAUAUAAAAUUUAUUAUGUAUAUGGUUUCAUGUUAUUGGUCUUUUUAAUUCUCAUGAUUGUGACUGUAUGUGUAACUAUUGUUUGUACUUACUUCCUGUUAAAUGCAGAAGAUUAUCGCUGGCAAUGGACUAGUUUUCUUUCGGCUGGUAGUACUGCACUGUAUGUUUAUCUGUAUUCAUUUUACUAUUUCAUAUUUAAAACCAAAAUGUAUGGGCUAUUUCAAACAACUUUCUACUUUGGCUACAUGGCUUUGUUCAGUUUGACUUUGGGAAUAAUUUGUGGUACAGUUGGAUAUAUAGGAACAAGUAUAUUUGUUAGAAAAAUAUAUUCGACUGUUAAAAUUGACUGAAUAUCAGAAACUAUCAAAAUUAAUAUUCUCAUGUGGUUUUGUCAAAAUGUGCUGCUAGGCUAAGUGGUGAUAACCAACAAAAGGUUUAAUGAAACCAUUAAUAUAUAUUACAGCCAUACUGUUUGAAGGCAAACACAUUCCUUGGACAUUUUUAUUGUAUCCAAAUGUAGUUUUUUUCAUUAACAAUUCUCUCUUAAUUGUUGUGGUUAUGAGUUAUUUGAGAUUAAAAUAAAUUUAAGCCUUAUUUUUUUUUCAUUAUUUCCUAGAAUUACAACAAGAAUUACAAAUACUAUAAAGAAAUAUUAAGGAAAGACACUGUUUCAUAAAGUUAUCUUAUUAAUUGUUUUAGUUUGUUAAUUUUGCAUAUUAUAUCUUAUACUACUCUAUCAUAUAAGUUUGUAAAUAUAAAAGUUAAUCAAAUUCCUAAUAUAGAAAUUUAGCCGUAUGUAUCGUGUUUAUGGUGUUCAUCUUUAUAAUUAUUACAAGCUUAUAAAAGUCUAAAAUCACUACCUAGAAUGCUAUUACUGUUCAUUGCUAAUUCAGUGUUGUUAAAGUUUUAGAAUAAUAAUCCUAGGUAUGUGAUCAUUUUGUAAGUAAUAAAUAGAGUAAUUUUACUUAUGUAAAUAUUUACUAGAAAUAGAGUUUGAACUCAAAUAUUUAUAAUGCAUUAUUUUGUAUUUAAUUUGUGCGGUAAGAUGGAAGAAUCUAUAGUUGUGUAUGCCAUCCAACAUUAAUGUAUCUUAUUGAUUAUUAUCCCAAAUAAAGUUGACAUGUACAUGAAA
This is a messenger RNA of Vanessa tameamea, 2596 nucleotides long. RefSeq names its product transmembrane 9 superfamily member 3 (gene TM9SF3). NCBI's taxonomy places the organism in Eukaryota, Metazoa, Arthropoda, Insecta, Lepidoptera, Nymphalidae. Bases 87 to 1814 code for a protein of 575 amino acids. The transcript has a single exon. The record is from RefSeq and is a predicted model, not a curated record. Gene Ontology annotation, cellular component: membrane. Gene Ontology annotation, biological process: protein localization to membrane.